AACGGCCGGUUCCGGCUGAAUGUCAGGGCGAGACUGUGGGCCAGGAAGGAAGGUGGUUGGCGGUCUCUUCAGCACCCCCGCCGCCCCCUCCUCGGCUUUUGCUGCCUCCGCGGGCUCUCGGGCAUGAGACCGUGAGGCGAGCGACGGGCCGGGGCCGCCGACAUGUUUGGCCGCUCUCGGAGCUGGGUGGGCGGGGGCCAUGGCAAGUCUUCCCGCAAUAUUCACUCCUUGGACCACCUCAAGUAUCUAUACCACGUUUUGACCAAAAACACCACAGUCACAGAACAGAACCGGAACCUGCUAGUGGAGACCAUCCGUUCCAUCACUGAGAUCCUGAUUUGGGGAGAUCAAAAUGACAGCUCUGUAUUUGACUUCUUCCUGGAAAAGAACAUGUUUGUCUUCUUCUUGAACAUCCUGCGUCAGAAAUCAGGCCGCUACGUGUGUGUCCAGCUGCUGCAGACCUUAAACAUCCUCUUCGAGAAUAUCAGCCAUGAGACCUCACUUUAUUAUUUGCUCUCCAAUAACUAUGUAAAUUCUAUCAUUGUCCAUAAGUUUGACUUUUCUGAUGAGGAGAUUAUGGCAUACUACAUAUCGUUCCUGAAAACACUUUCAUUAAAACUCAACAAUCACACUGUCCAUUUCUUUUACAAUGAGCACACUAACGACUUUGCCCUAUACACAGAAGCCAUCAAAUUUUUCAAUCACCCUGAGAGCAUGGUCAGAAUUGCUGUACGAACCAUAACUUUGAAUGUCUACAAAGUGGAUAACCAGGCCAUGCUGCACUAUAUCAGAGAUAAAACUGCUGUUCCUUACUUCUCCAAUUUGGUCUGGUUCAUCGGGAGCCACGUGAUCGAACUUGAUAACUGUGUGCAGACCGAUGAGGAGCACCGGAAUCGGGGGAAACUGAGUGACCUGGUGGCUGAGCACCUGGACCACCUACACUAUCUCAAUGACAUCCUGAUCAUCAACUGUGAGUUCCUCAAUGAUGUGCUCACAGACCACCUGCUCAACAGGCUCUUCUUGCCCCUUUACGUGUACUCUCUGGAGAACCAGGACAAGGGAGGAGAGCGCCCGAAAAUCAGCCUGCCGGUGUCUCUCUAUCUCCUGUCACAGGUCUUCCUAAUUAUACAUCAUGCACCCCUGGUGAACUCGUUAGCUGAAGUCAUUCUGAAUGGCGAUCUGUCUGAGAUGUACGCUAAGACUGAACAGGAUGUUCAGAGAAGUUGUGCCAAGCCCAGCAUCCGGUGCUUCAUCAAACCCACCGAGACGCUGGAGCGGUCCCUGGAGAUGAACAAGCACAAGGGCAAGAGGCGGGUGCAAAAGAGACCCAACUACAAAAACGUUGGGGAGGAAGAAGAGGAGGAGAGAGGGCCCUCCGAAGAUGCCCAAGAAGACGCUGAGAAGGCUAAAGGUACAGAGGGUGGUUCAAAAACCAUCAAGACGAGUGGGGAGAGUGAAGAGAUAGAGAUGGUGAUCAUGGAACGCAGCAAGCUUCCAGAGCUGGCGGCCGGCGCAUCCGUGCGCGAGCAGAACACCACGGACGAGGAGAAGAGCGCUGCCGCCACGUGCUUGGAGAGCGUGCAGUGGAGCAGACCCUUCCUGGACAUGGUAUACCAUGCCCUGGACAGCCCAGAUGAUGAUUACCAUGCUCUCUUCGUGCUAUGCCUCCUCUAUGCCAUGUCUCAUAACAAAGGCAUGGAUCCUGAAAAACUAGAACAAAUCCAGCUCCCAGGGCCUGCUGUGGCCGAGAAGACCACCUACAACCAUCUGUUGGCCGAGAGACUCAUCAGGGUCAUGAACAGUGCUGCCCAGCCAGAUGGGAAGAUCCGAUUGGCGACGCUGGAGCUGAGCUGCCUGCUCCUAAAACAGCAAGUUGUGACCAGCACGGGCUGCAUCGUAAAGGAUGUGCACCUGGCCUGCCUGGAGGGCGCCAGAGAAGAAAGUGUUCACCUAGCACGGCAUUUUUAUAAGGGAGAAGAAAUCUUUUUGGACAUGUUUGAAGAUGAAUACAGGAGCAUGACAAUGAAGCCCAUGAACGUGGAGUAUCUCAUGAUGGACGCCUCCAUCCUGCUGCCCCCAACAGGCACGCCGCUGACAGGCAUUGACUUCGUGAAACGGCUGCCAUGUGGUGACGUGGAGAAGACCCGGCGGGCCAUCCGGGUGUUCUUCAUGCUCCGUUCCCUGUCGCUGCAACUACAAGGAGAGCCUGAGACCCAGCUGCCACUGACACGGGAGGAGGACUUGAUCAAAACUGAUGACGUCCUAGAUCUGAACAACAGCGACCUGAUCGCGUGCACGGUGACCACCAAGGACGGCGGCAUGGUCCAGCGAUUCCUGGCUGUCGAUAUUUACCAGAUGAGUUUGGUGGAGCCGGACGUGUCCAGGCUCGGCUGGGGUGUUGUCAAGUUCGCGGGCCUUCUGCAGGACAUGCAGGUGACUGGCGUGGAGGAUGACAGCCGUGCCCUAAAUAUCACCAUCCACAAGCCUGCAUCCAGCCCCCACUCCAAGCCCUUCCCCAUCCUCCAGGCCACCUUCGUCUUCUCGGACCACAUCCGCUGCAUCAUCGCCAAGCAGCGCCUGGCCAAGGGCCGCAUCCAGGCGAGGCGCAUGAAGAUGCAGAGGAUCGCUGCGCUCCUGGACCUCCCAAUCCAGCCGGCCACCGAAGUCCUGGGGUUUGGGCUCGGCCCUGCCUCUUCCACCCAGCACCUGCCUUUCCGCUUCUAUGACCAGUGCCGCCGGGGCAGCAGCGACCCCACCGUGCAGCGCUCUGUGUUCGCUUCUGUGGACAAGGUGCCAGGCUUUGCUGUGGCCCAGUGCAUAAACCAGCACAGCUUGUCCUCCCUGUCCUCGCCGUCACCAUCCACCAGUGGGAGCCCUGGGGGCAGCGGGAGCACCAGCCGCGGUGACUCGGGAGGUGCCAGCUCAUCCUCCACCCCGUCUGCCGCCCAGAGCCCGUCAGAUGACCCCUUGACUGUGGAACAGCCUCAGCCUAACCUUUCUGACCAGGUGGUGAUCAUCAGUGAAACGGAAGCAGAUGCCAGGCCCAGCAGGAGCCUGGCAAGGAGCACAGACGUAGACACAGUCAGCCUGUCUCCCAGCCUCAUCCCAGCCCAGCAGCCCACCAUCUCCCUGCUCUGCGAGGACACUGCUGACACACUGAGCGUAGAGUCGCUGACCCUCAUCCCUCCCGUCGACCCCCACAGCCUCCACACCCUCACGGGCAUCCCCACAUCACCCACACCAGCCACAGUGGGCAGAGCGACCCCAGGUGAGGAGGCUGCGCACCCGGGCCCAGCAGGCCCCACCGAGCGCUGAGUCGGCACUGAGCGGCCUCCCUUGGUGCGUGCGGCCCCGCUGGUAGGGACCAGGUGCAGCUGGCUCGGAAGACACGUGGGAAGCAUCUCGGUUCUCCGCAGCCCCCAGUAACCAUCUCCACCACCUGUUCUCAUGCUCCUUUGCUCCAUCUGAACCGCUCUUUCACUUUGCGCCUCUUGGAGAGCAGGCUGCAAUCACUGGAGACACCCCAGCAAACUCGGGUGGCUCCUCGGAGGAGGCCUGGGCUCCUGACCUCUGAUCCCGGUGGCCGGCUCCUCGCGCUUCAUCAGCUGGCCCCUCUCCAGUCUCUAAGCUUCUCUGCCACCAUCUCCAGUGCACAGAAGAAGUGGACAAAGGUCACUGGAUAGAAAUUUGUAGAAAUGCAAACUCCAAUAAACAUCUCCUCUGGAUAUUUAUUUGUGCUUUUGGCAGAUGAAAAGCAUUCAUGUAGAAAAAUCUAUUUUUAAAAAAAGUCCAAAAAAAAAUCCUCAACCCUAAGGUUUGAUGUCAUGUUAAAAGUGUACUCUUACUGUUAAGGUUUCAUUUUUGUUUUCCCUUGAACUUCCCAGUGUUUUGACUUGGCUGGUUUUCUCCGUUUUCUCAAGUGAUUCUUACAUCUUUGUUACUCACAAACUCUGCAAGCCUGUGGAAUGAAAAAGUACCUUUCUGGAAAGUUUAGAUUAUUUUUUAAACAAAAAUAAGGGAGAUACAUAUAUUCUCAGGUACACACACUGCUGAGAGGGCCAAUUCUCUGCCACAACAGCCAGGGGGCCUCGCAUUACCUGGAGAUCUUUCCAUGAAAGGGGACAACGGUGCAGUCAGCUCCCUGUUCAAGACCCAUUCCUUAUCUCUGGACUAGAACCAAACUGGAUGGUUUUCCAACAUCACCUCAAUUGUCACAUCUGUUUAUCUAAUAAAGAACCAUCUGGGACUGUGAUAACUCCAGCCCCAGUGGCUGUGAUGGAGAGAGCAGGCCAUGGAAGCUGUCCCUUGAGUUGCCUGCUACUCAACUGUGCGUGCUGGUGUGCAGGGAGAUGGCUGCGCACCAGCUGCCGGGGUGUGAUGUCCACAGCCACGGAGUUAUCCUGGGAGCUCGGGGAUUGCCCAGCUGCUGCUACAAAGACACACGCUUGUAUUUAUAAUGCAGACCCCACCAUUCUUCCUCCUGAUGGGCUGGGUGUGUGCAGGCCAAUUUACUGAUGGAUCCAGUAAAGUGCCCCAAAUGUUCCUUUCUACUUAGCCAGGCAAGCCAAGCAGCCCUCGCCACUCGGGCAGUGCCAAGACCUUCCAGCAUGUCCGCCAGGAGUGUCAGUGCACACAGCGUCCAUGUCGGCCAGGCCUGCUGACGGGGCCCUCAGGAGAUGCCCUGAGCGCUCACCACCCACCUGGUCCAGAACCACUGCCCCAGCCAGCCUCACAGCAGGGCCUGCCCAAGCCAGGCCACAGCCUCCUGCAGGAGACACAGUGGUCCCAAGGAGGACGGGGAGUGGUGGCCGUGGGGACAGGUUUCUCCAGUCAUCAGAAGCCCUCUGGGUAGGUAUGCCCACCCAGCUUCAACAGAAAGAUCCAGCUCAGAAAGGAGGCCUUUUAGGCAGGCAUUCCAGGGGCCCUGGCAGGAGAGACGAGUCAUGGCCAUCAGCAGAGCACCCGAGGAAGGAAAGGCAGGUGGGUCAGAGGAAGGAUGGCCUGUGGGGGCAAAGGGCAUAUCAUCAGGGACGGAGGCACCCCCUCCUCCAGCAGUCAGCCACAUGCCCUGCCCAGUCUUCUGCUUGCAUAGGGGAGAGGCUAGCCCCCAAGCCACAUGCUUCUGGUUUUGAAAUGACUCUGGGGCAGCAGAAAUGAGAGGAGGUGAGUGACUUCCCAGCCCAGUGGCAUUGUGGGGAACAAGCCCAUGCAGGGGGACCCAGGCCCUCCCCAAGAACCAUUAGCCUGCCACCUGAAAUCAGGUGGUUUUGUGGCCACCAAGCACUACAGGAGAAAGGUCUUAGGCAGGGGGUACAGCAUGUCUGGGGGGACCUGCGGCAGCACUGAGCUGAUGCAGCCCAGCCUCCACAGACUGUUGAAUAAAAAGUACCGAUGCAGCCAAGUUUUUGCCCCAAACUCCUGGCCAGGGCAGCCUCACCCCAGUGGUGGUGGAGGGCAGGGGGGAGCAUGUUCUUGGUUGGUCCUAGAGUGCACCUCUGCGGGAUGCUUCCAGAUGUGGGGUGGGGACUUCCUUUAACCAGGGGCUCCCAGACACCUUGCUGGCGAGGAGGAGACACAUGUCCUUGUGGGGGGGAGUCAGGCAGCUGCCUUGGCCCCUAUGAAGGGCCCGCCUCGCUGGGUCUUAGCAGCCGUGGGCGUGGCUGUGUCUUCAGGAGCCCCCUGGAAACCUAACAGCAGGAUGCUCCCAGGCAGGCCAACCCAGACAGGGGGGCUCCAGGCUUGCGCAGAGAGAGGCAUAGCCAGGGGUCCUUGCAGAACCGGGGCAGGGGCCAUGGCUUUGAUGUGCAGCACCUAGACUCAGAUGCCUGGGGUCAGCCUGGGCAAGCCCACCCAGCCCGCCACCUGCCUGUCCCUACAGAGAGAGGGCCGCCGCCCCGCCUCCCAAGUCCACAUCAGGCCUGCUGGGUUUGCUGAGUCAGGGCAGGGUGGCCACGUGAACCCCACACAUCUGCUUUGAAAGCUCCUGUGGGGAAGCGUGUGUCCUUUCCGUUCUGGGGCUUGAGGGAGCAGGCGUCUCUCCUGAAGGGCAGGCGGGUGUGGGGCCGGGAGUUCUCCUGGGGGAGCAGGGGACCAGCCCCACGGCCACGGCAGGGAUUCAGGGGGGUUGCCCUAUCCCGGGGCGGGGGGAAGGGGGGUCUUCUGCCCCCAGCAGGCCCGCUCCACCAGCCUCCCCCUCUGUGCUCUCUGCUCUCUUUACCUAAACACCCACGUGCACGUGGGUGGGCGGCCAGGGGCCGGGUGAAGACACGCACCUCUUUAAAGACAUACACUAGAUCUCUCUAAGGCCUCCACUUGCCCUCGUUCAAAAACCAAAAGUGGGUGAAAUGAUUCUCCUUUUCUAGAUGCAAUAAAUAAGAAGUAUUCAGUGUGGUCAUGUUGACACUGGGCAUAAACUGUAAGGGUUCCUUAUGUUCCUCUGAGCUGGAAAUAUGUGAAUAAUUCUUGUCCCAAGGAGGAGCGGGGGCUGAGAACCCUCAUGCUCUGGGCCAUGGGACCAUCCAGGGAAGUACCUGCUCGCACUGGCGUGACUCAUGCUUUGUGGGUACUGAACCCGAGGGUGGAAAUGAAAACUGGAACUUCCUGGCAAAUUUGAACUUGGCAAUAAAAGUUACCAAGAA
This is a messenger RNA of Manis pentadactyla (Chinese pangolin), 6638 nucleotides long. RefSeq names its product C-type lectin domain containing 16A (gene CLEC16A). Gene Ontology annotation, biological process: endosomal transport; regulation of autophagosome maturation; endosome to lysosome transport. The record is from RefSeq and is a predicted model, not a curated record. Lineage: Eukaryota; Metazoa; Chordata; Mammalia; Pholidota; Manidae. Gene Ontology annotation, cellular component: late endosome; endolysosome membrane. The transcript has 23 exons. The coding region runs from base 163 to 3315 and encodes 1050 amino acids.